This is a messenger RNA of Diceros bicornis minor, 6432 nucleotides long. It is a transcript of the gene COL14A1, whose product is annotated as collagen type XIV alpha 1 chain. The transcript has 48 exons. Gene Ontology annotation, cellular component: interstitial matrix. NCBI's taxonomy places the organism in Eukaryota, Metazoa, Chordata, Mammalia, Perissodactyla, Rhinocerotidae. Gene Ontology annotation, molecular function: protein binding. Bases 212 to 5563 code for a protein of 1783 amino acids. The record is from RefSeq and is a predicted model, not a curated record.
AGGGAGAGGGACAGGGAGGGGGACUGGGAGAGGGAAAGAGGCUAAUUAAAACGGGCACACAGCGGAAAGGGAGUGAGAGCGGUGCGCCGCCAAGAACCAACGCGCAGCGGCACUUGGAUCUCCCCUAGGCACCGAGAGGUCCCCAACCUGGGCUGGAACCUUGCUCUGCACAGGCCUGCUGCUGGAUCCCAUGUGAAAAGCAGGAAAUAAAAUGAAGAUUUUUCAGUGCAAGAUGCAGUACUGGCUGUUUCAAGCCUUUUUGGCAAUUGCUUAUUUUUGCACCGGUGUCCAGGGUCAAGUGCCUCCACCCACACGGUUAAGAUAUAGCGUAUUAUCUCAUGAUAGUAUACAGAUUUCAUGGAAGGCUCCAAGAGGGAAAUUUGGUGGAUACAAACUUCUUGUGACUCCAGCUACAGGUGGAAAAACCAAUCAACUGAAUCUCCAGAACACUGCAACUAAAGCAAUUAUUCAAGGUCUUAUGCCAGAUCAGAAUUACACAGUUCAACUUAUUGCAUUCCAUAAAGACAAAGAAAGCAAGCCAGCCCAGGGUCAAUUCAGAAUUAAAGAUUUAGAAAAAAGAAAGGAUCCAAAACCCAGAGUCAAGGUUGUGGACAGAGGAAACGGAAGUAAACCAUCUUCACCAGACGAAGAGAAAUUUUUCUGUCAAACUCCAGCUGUUGCUGAUAUUGUAAUCCUGGUUGAUGGCUCAUGGAGUAUUGGAAGAUUCAACUUCAGACUGGUUCGGCUUUUCUUGGAAAACCUGGUUACAGCAUUCGACGUGGGCUCAGAGAAGACACGAAUUGGUCUUGCACAGUAUAGUGGAGACCCCAGAAUAGAAUGGCACUUGAAUGCCUUUACCACAAAAGAUGAGGUGAUCGAAGCUGUCCGAAAUCUACCAUACAAGGGAGGAAAUACACUCACAGGUCUUGCUUUGAACUACAUUUUUGAAAAUAGCUUUAAACCAGAAGCAGGAGCAAGGUCUGGAGUAUCCAAAAUUGGCAUUUUAAUCACAGAUGGAAAGUCCCAAGAUGAUAUUAUUCCACCAUCCAGAAACCUUCGUGAGUCUGGUAUAGAACUGUUUGCCAUAGGGGUGAAAAAUGCGGAUGAGAAUGAACUGCAGGAGAUCGCCUCUGAACCAGACAGCACUCACGUGUACAACGUCGCCGAAUUUGACCUGAUGCACACAGUGGUGGAGAGCCUGACGAGGACUGUCUGCUCCAGGGUGGAAGAACAGGACAGGGAGAUCAAAGCAUCAGCCUUUGCCACCAUUGGGCCACCUACGGAGUUGAUUACUUCUGAAGUCACUGCCAGAAGCUUUAUGGUUAACUGGACUCAUGCCCCAGGAAAAGUGGAAAAAUACAGAAUUGUAUAUUAUCCUGCCAGGGGUGGAAAACCAGAAGAGGUGGUGGUAGAUGGGAGUGUAUCUUCCACAAUGUUGAAGAACUUGAUGUCUUUAACUGAGUAUCAGAUAGCAGUCUUCGCAAUAUAUGCCCACACCGCUAGUGAAGCCCUACGGGGAACUGAAACUACACUUUCUUUACCUAUAGCUUCCGACCUUGAACUGUAUGAUGUGACUGAGAAUAGUCUGAGGGCAAAAUGGAACGCAGUGGCUGGCGCAUCAGGAUACCUGAUCCUCUAUGCUCCUCUCACGGAGGGUCUGGCUAGCAAUGAAAAAGAGAUGAGAAUUGGAGACACCCACACAGAUAUUGAGUUGAGUGGGUUGUUGCCCAAUACGGAAUACACAGUUACAGUUUAUGCUAUGUUUGGAGAAGAGGCCAGUGAUCCCGUUACAGGACAAGAAACAACAUUGCCCUUAAGUCCACCAAGAAACCUGAGAAUCUCCAAUGUUGGCUCUAACAGUGCUCGGUUAGCCUGGGACCCUACUUCAAUAAAGAUCAGUGGCUAUCGAAUUGUAUAUAACAACGCAGAUGGGACUGAAAUCAAUGAGGUUGAAGUCGAUCCUAUUACUACAUUCCCUCUGAAAGGCUUGACGCCCCUCACAGAGUAUACUGUUGCCAUCUUCUCCAUCUAUGAUGAAGGGCAGUCAGAACCUCUGACAGGAAUUUUCACCACGGAGGAUGUUCCAGUCCAGCAAUACUUGGAAAUUGAUGAGGUGACGACAGAUAGUUUUAGAGUGACCUGGCAUCCCCUUUCAGCUGAUGAAGGGCAACACAAGUUGAUGUGGAUUCCAGUCUAUGGUGGGAGGGCUGAAGAGAUUGUCCUGUUAGAAGACCAAGACUCAUAUGUUGUUGAAGGCCUGGAGUCUGGCACUGAAUAUGAAGUGUCACUGUUGGCGGUACUGGAUGAUGGAAGCGAGAGUGAAGUGGUGACUGCUGUUGGGACCACACUUGACAGUUUUUGGACAGAACCAGCCACGACUAUAGCACCUACCAGACCUGUGACUUCAGUUUUCCGGACAGGAAUCAGAAACCUGGUUGUAGAUGAUGAAACCACUUCUAGCCUGCGGGUCAAAUGGGACAUUUCAGACAGCAGUGUGCAGCAGUUCAGGGUGACCUACCUGACUGCUCAAGGGGACCCUGCGGAAGAAGUGGUAGGAAUGGUUAUGGUGCCUGGAAGCCAGAACGAUCUCCUUCUGAAGAGCCUGCUUUCCAAUACUGAAUACAAGGUCACGGUGACCCCCAUUUACGAUGACGGAGAAGGUGUUAGUGUCUCUGCGCCUGGAAAAACCUUGCCACCCUCCAGUCCCCAAAACUUACAGGUCUCAGAAGAAUGGUACAACAGGUUGCGCAUUACAUGGGACCCCCCAUCUUCCCCUGUAAAGGGCUAUAGGAUCGUCUACAAACCUGUUAGUGUGGCUGGCCCAACACUGGAAACUUUUGUGGGCGCUAACAUUAAUACCAUUCUGAUCACGAACCUCCUCAGUGGAAUGGACUACAACGUGAAAAUAUUUGCCUCCCAGGCCUCAGGCUUCAGCGACGCUCUGACAGGCGUGGUGAAAACAUUGUUUUUGGGUGUGACCAAUCUUCAAGCAGAGCAGAUUCAAAUGACCAGCUUGUGUGCUCGGUGGCAGGUGCAGCGUCAUGCCACUGCCUACAGGGUAGUUAUAGAAUCCCUCCAGGAUACAAAAAAGCAAGAAGCCAUUGUGGGUGGAGGGACAACCAGGCAUUGCUUCUAUGGACUUCAGCCUGAUUCAGAAUAUAAAAUCAGUGUUUACACAAAGCUCCAGGAGAUUGAGGGACCCAGUGUGAGCAUAAUGGAAAACACACGUAAGUCUGAAUCACUGCCUACUCAACCACCUACUUUUCCUCCUACUAUUCCACCAGCAAAAGAAGUAUGUAAAGCUGCCAAGGCAGACCUAGUGUUUAUGGUGGAUGGAUCCUGGAGCAUUGGAGAUGAAAAUUUCAAUAAGAUCAUUAACUUUCUGUCUAGCACUGUUGGAGCGCUGGACAAGAUUGGUGCAGAUGGGACUCAAGUUGCAAUGGUUCAGUUCACUGAUGACCCCAGAACAGAAUUUAAACUGAAUGCUUACAAAACCAAAGAGACUCUUCUUGAUGCAAUUAAACAUGUUUCAUACAAAGGAGGAAAUACAAAAACAGGAAAAGCAAUUAAGCAUGUCCGAGAUACCUUGUUUGCUGCAGAGUCAGGUACCAGAAGAGGCAUCCCAAAGGUCAUCGUGGUUAUCACUGAUGGAAGAUCACAAGACGAUGUGUACAAAAUCUCCAAGGAGAUGCAAUCAGAUGGCUACAGCAUUUUUGCCGUUGGUGUGGCUGAUGCAGAUUACUCAGAGUUGGUUAGCAUUGGCAGCAAGCCCAGCGCUCGUCACGUCUUCUUUGUGGAUGACUUUGACGCAUUUAAGAAAAUUGAAGAUGAGUUGAUUACUUUUGUCUGCGAAACCGCAUCAGCAACCUGCCCACUGGUGCACAAAGAUGGCGUUGAUAUUGCAGGUUUUAAGAUGAUGGAAAUGUUUGGUUUGGAUGAAAAGGAUUUUUCAUCGGUGAAAGGAGUUUCUAUGGAGCCUGGUACCUUCAAUGUGUAUCCUUGUUACCAAAUUCAUAAAGAUGCCCUGGUUUCCCAACCAACCAAGUAUUUGCAUCCAGAAGGAUUGCCCUCUGAUUACACAAUCAGUUUUCUAUUCCGGAUUCUUCCUGACACUCCAGAGGAGCCGUUUGCUAUUUGGGAGAUUUUAAAUAAAAAUUCUGACCCAUUGGUUGGAGUCAUUUUAGAUAAUGGUGGGAAAACCCUAACAUAUUUCAACUAUGACUACAGUGGGGAUUUUCAAACGGCUACUUUUGAAGGACCUGAAGUUAAGAAAAUUUUCUAUGGAAGCUUUCACAAACUACACAUUAUUGUCAGCAAGACUUUGGCCAAAGUGGUUAUUGACUGCAAGCAAGUGGGCGAGAAGGCAAUAAACGCAUCGGCUAAUGUCACAUCGGAUGGUGUCGAAGUCCUAGGGAGAAUGGUUAGAUCAAGAGGACCAAAUGGAAACUCUGUACCAUUCCAGUUACAAAUGUUUGAUAUCAUUUGUUCCACAUCGUGGGCCAAUAGAGACAAGUGCUGUGAACUUCCAGGCCUGAGGGACGAGGAGACCUGCCCAGAGCUUCCACAUUCCUGCUCCUGUUCUGAAAUCAGUAAAGGGGCUCUGGGACCAGCAGGCCCACCAGGUGGUCCAGGACUCCGAGGACCAAAGGGUCAACGAGGUGAACAGGGCCUCAAGGGACCAGAUGGCCCUCGAGGUGAAACAGGCCCUCCAGGACCUCAAGGUCCCCCGGGACCCCAAGGACCAAGUGGUCUGUCCAUUCAAGGAAUGCCUGGAAUGCCAGGCGAAAAAGGAGAGAAGGGAGAGUCUGGCCUUCCUGGCCCGCAGGGUAUCCCGGGAGCUGUUGGUUCACCAGGACGUGAUGGUUCACCAGGCCAGCGGGGCUUUCCUGGAAAGGACGGAUCAUCUGGCCCUCCAGGACCACCAGGGCCAAUUGGCAUUCCUGGAGCCCCUGGAGUCCCAGGGAUCACAGGAAGCAUGGGACCCCAAGGCGCCUUGGGACCACCUGGUGUCCCUGGAGCAAAGGGAGAGCGAGGAGAACGAGGUGACCUGCAGUCUCAAACCAUGGUGAGAGCAGUGGCACGUCAGGUGUGUGAACAGCUCAUCCAAAGUCACAUGGCCAGUUUCACAGCCAUCCUCAACCAGAUUCCCAGCCACUCCUCUUCUAUCCGGACCAUCCAAGGGCCGCCUGGGGAGCCUGGGAGACCAGGCUCUCCUGGAACCCCUGGUGAACAAGGACCCCCAGGGACCCCAGGCUUCCCAGGAAGUGCAGGUGUGCCAGGGACCCCAGGAGAACGAGGUCUAACAGGUGUCAAGGGAGAAAAAGGAAAUCCAGGCAUUGGAACCCAAGGUCCAAGAGGCCCCCCUGGGCCAGCAGGACCUUCAGGGGAGAGUCGGCCAGGAAGCCCUGGGCCCCCUGGGUCUCCUGGACCAAGGGGCCCUCCAGGUCACUUGGGAGUGCCUGGACCACAAGGUCCUUCCGGCCAGCCUGGAUAUUGCGACCCCUCUUCGUGUUCUGCCUACGGGGUGGGAGAUCUGAUCCCUUAUAAUGAUUACCAGCACUGAAGUGGAACUCCUCCACUCUGAUUACAUUGGCCUGGGCAAUUGGCCACGGAUACAGAACUGUCCUGUUGACCACCACCACCCAGCCUCUGCCCCUAACAAUGGGCACUUUGCUUCCCUGCCUCACUUGCUUCCCUACCUGCCCACUGUCACAUCUCUUGCUCUCCCUGCUCCAAACACAUACAAUGAUAAUACUGGAACUUAACCAAAUCACAUGUGUCAAUUGUAAUAGAAACUGACUGCUCCGUAUCAACCUGGAUAUAUGUAUAUGAUUGUGUACCAAGAAUUUAUCCCCAACUUCCCUAUGUGAAGGCUCGGUAAUAGUUACUUAAAUGUGCCUUCUCCUCUUUCCUGUCCCCACACAAGAUGGAUGGGCAUCUUUCUGCCUGACCACCCUACUCCCUAGUCCUCCUCUGAUCACCUGCCCUCCCCACUGUCCCCUGGUGAUGGACUUCUAACAUGAGAUGGGUUUUUAAAUUUAUUUGUCUUUCAUAAUUCUGCUGAAUUUUCAGGGUUCUUUUUGUAAAUAAAACACACAAUAUUUAAGCAGUUGCCUAUGAUUCUAGUUUUCUAACCAUUUCUGUAAUGUGUCUGUCCCUUUCUUCUUUUGCUAACCAUCUGAAACCUCGUGGGGAGGGCGCAAGCGGCGCGGCGGGUCAAGGUUGCUACUGCUUUCCACCCAAGCAGGAUAUCUCUGUAGUUUCAUGACCAAAUCCAUGUCUCUAUGGACCCACAUGAGGGGAGAAUAUCAAUUUAUGGUUCCUGGGUCCCAUCAAGUCCCCACCCCCACUCUUCCUCUCUAGCUCCCCAUCCUGAUCAGCCGGAAUUCACCCCUGUCCAAGACGAGCUGGAAGCCUUGGAACUAUGGGGCU